UCUCGCAACAUCACUCCAACUAGACAGCAGCUCGACUUGGAGUCCCCAGACCUGUGGGGUAAGCGUAGAUACGCGGCAGAGAGACCAGACACAUUGUUUUUUUUCCUCUCUCUUUGAUUCUGUCACGCAGUUGUUACACGAAACUGACUCGAGACUUCAGGAGGCAGCAGGGUUUGAGCUCCAAUCGAAGAGGCGGAGUCUUAACUUGUUAAAAGGAACUUGCUUCAACUCGGUCGCCUGCAAAUAUGAUGAUGAUGUCUCUGAACAGCAAGCAGGCAUUCACCAUGCCCCACACCAGCUUGCCCGAACCCAAGUAUUCCAGUUUGCAUUCUUCCUCGUCUUCUACUUUGACUUCGAAUGCUCCUUCGUCUUCCUGCUCUUCUUCACGACACAGUAGUACCAUCAGCAGCAGCAGCUCAGAGACGAUGCGCCGAGCCUGUCUCCCAGCCCCGCCGAGCAAUAUAUUCGGAGGUUUGGAUGAGAGUUUGUUGGCGCGCGCUGAAGCUCUUGCGGCGGUGGAUAUAGUCUCUCAGACCAAGAGCCACCACCACCACCCUCCUCAUCACAGUCCUUUCAAGCCGGACGCGACCUACCACACCAUGAACACUCUCCCCUGUACCUCCUCCUCUUCCUCUUCCUCUUCCGUGCCCAUAUCUCACCCUUCCGCCCUGGCGGGGCACCACCACCACCAUCACCACCACCACCAUCACCAGCCCCAUCAGGCGCUGGAGGGAGACCUUCUGGACCACAUCACUCCGGGUCUUGCACUCGGGGCCAUGGCAGGGCCGGACGGAUCUGUUGUGUCCACGCCGGCGCACCCUGCCCACAUGGCGGGGAUGAACCACAUGCACCAGGCGGCCCUCAACAUGGCCCAUGCCCACGGGCUGCCCUCCCACAUGGGCUGCGUGAGCGACGUGGAUGCUGAUCCCAGGGACUUGGAAGCAUUCGCAGAGAGAUUUAAGCAGAGACGGAUCAAACUCGGGGUAACCCAGGCGGAUGUAGGGUCAGCGCUAGCCAACCUGAAGAUUCCGGGGGUCGGUUCCCUCAGUCAAAGUACCAUCUGCCGAUUCGAGUCUCUCACACUGUCUCACAACAAUAUGAUCGCUUUGAAGCCGAUCCUACAGGCGUGGCUGGAAGAAGCAGAGAAAUCACAUAGGGAGAAACUGAACAAACCCGAGCUUUUCAACGGGACAGAGAAGAAGAGAAAGCGCACGUCUAUAGCGGCUCCGGAAAAGAGGUCUUUAGAAGCCUACUUCGCUAUUCAGCCGCGUCCAUCCUCGGAGAAAAUAGCAGCCAUCGCUGAAAAACUGGACCUCAAAAAGAACGUGGUGCGUGUCUGGUUCUGUAACCAACGGCAGAAACAAAAACGAAUGAAAUACUCCGCAUGCGUCUAGUUUGACCAUUGGCGCUGUGAGGAACAAUGAAGGCUAACAGACCCAUAAACUGUUAAGAGACGAUUUGUAUAAUAUUUCUUAUAUCUCACUUUUUCAAUCAUCAAUGACUUGUACGUUGAAGCAGAAAUAUUCACUGUAUUCAGAGUGACUGAAUAUCAAAACACUCUCACGUCUUUAACCCAGAAAGGAUGUGGAAUAAUUUAAAAGGAUCGUUUGACCGAACAAGUAAGAACAUUCCGUUUUCCCCAGUUACUGUGCUUCACGUUUCUUUCUCUCAAUGAAGUACAACUUGUUACGCUUGUCACACUAAAAAAAAUUGAUCGAUGGUAUUUGAUUAAUUUCAGAUAUUGAAUUGAAUAUGAUGUUACGUACAGUGGGCGAUUAUACCGAUGAACUUGAGGCUAAAUGGACACUGAUGUUCAGUAACCUCGGCAGCAGGCCGUGAGCACUCGUUAUUUCAUGCAUAUAUAGCAGUAUUCCUUCGUCAUUAUGAUGCAGUCUGGUGGUUUUAGGCCGAAACACGGAAGUCAUGGAGGGCAUCAUUGUAGUGACUGGAAGCGAUUAUUAGAUUACUGCCAAACAACCCCCUGUAAAUUAUUCAUUUAGCCUUUCCAUGCUUAAUUUUGUGUUGGUUAUACCUACUUCCACCUCGUCCGUUUUAAACAUGUUGACGGCCAGAGAAAUAAUAUUAAUGAAGGAAAGUUUAUUUAUUUCUUUUGAUGUGUCCUGGCUAUAAGAUAAGUCA
Megalops cyprinoides (Indo-Pacific tarpon) is the source of this 2139-nucleotide messenger RNA. Its product is annotated as POU domain, class 4, transcription factor 2-like. The record is from RefSeq and is a predicted model, not a curated record. Gene Ontology annotation, biological process: regulation of transcription by RNA polymerase II. Gene Ontology annotation, molecular function: DNA-binding transcription factor activity, RNA polymerase II-specific; RNA polymerase II cis-regulatory region sequence-specific DNA binding. NCBI's taxonomy places the organism in Eukaryota, Metazoa, Chordata, Actinopteri, Elopiformes, Megalopidae. The coding region runs from base 246 to 1394 and encodes 382 amino acids. The transcript is spliced from 2 exons.